Messenger RNA from Naegleria lovaniensis, 1812 nucleotides. RefSeq lists its product as uncharacterized. The record is from RefSeq and is a predicted model, not a curated record. The transcript has a single exon. NCBI's taxonomy places the organism in Eukaryota, Heterolobosea, Eutetramitea, Acrasida, Naegleriidae. The coding region runs from base 1 to 1812 and encodes 603 amino acids.
AUGUCCAUACUUUUCAGUUCGAAGCCUCUUCUCCAAUCUCGUUCAACUUGGCAACAGCGAUAUCUACGUCAAGUGCUCGAUCUGUUAUCAGCACUCAUAAUUGCAACCAUUUCUUUUGGUUUGUAUACUUUAGACGACGUUUCAGCUGAACAACAUCAUGACACACAAACUGAGUCCAAUCGGAAUUCAACCACCCAGCAAACUCCUCCAUCAAUUCCAUCCCAAAGCCUGCCUUCCUGUCCAGAAUGGAUCCUUACACUUCCUCGUGUGCCUUUCAAAGAUCCCUCAGCUCUCAACAGCACUGCUCGAGAAUGUCCCUUCGACACCAUUUUUGUUCCCAUCUCGACUGGAAUAUUCCUAUUGAUGUAUUUGCUGCUCGUGGUUGCAUGUGCCUUUGGUUUGUUUUGGAAACGACAAAAUGCACAUAUCAAAGCACGAACCUCAGCUGGUAUGGUUUUUACCUUGGUCAAUAGUGUGUGUUUUGUACUUGGUUUGGCAAGUCGCUUCAUUGCUGGUAGAGAGGUUUAUCCUUGUUUACUGUAUAGUGUUUGCUUUUUUGUGAUACCAGCGAAUAUGACUGUCACAAGUGCCAUGCGAUUCUUGACACUGUAUAUUCAGUUCAAAGUGAAUUUAUUGAAAGCAAAUUAUUUUAAAGAGAUGGAAAAGGUUCAUGCCACUGUAUUUUGUAAAACGAGAGAAAGUGUGGUAAUUCCGAGUGGAACAUUGUCCACUCUUGGUGGCGAAUUCAAUGAAAAGCAAACCGUUUCAACUGGACAAUUGAAAGAUUCAAACAUUCUUGACAACACAAAUUCUCCAUUAUUAUUAACAACUCACAAGAUGAAAGAUCGAGAACGACUCUAUUUCAAGAUUCACUCGUUACUUUCGAGUCAUGGAAUCUGCACCUUCUUAUUGCUCCUAGUGGUCAUUGCUCAUGUCAAUCUAUGGUUUUGGGCAGGUGUGAUUGAAAACACAUUCUUUUCAGAACGUCCCAUCUUUAUGAAAGAAUCCAUGUUUAGCUUUAAAGGAUGUGCAGCGACGUUUGUGCCAUCCUUUAUGAGUUUGAGUCUUUUUUUUAUUUAUUUUGUUGUGGAAUGUAUUUGUGCCUUUAUUCUCAUCUUUAAAACGGAUAAGGAUACUUGGAACAUGAAGAAGGAAGCACUGUUAUUAAUUCCCAUUCAAUUCAUACUCACUGUAUGUUAUGUCACUUCUGAACAAGUGGUGUAUUUUGGUUAUUUGGAUCGUAUUGUUCCAAAAGGAUUGAUCAUUAUGACGUAUUCAGCCAUUGAACUAUUUAUUACAGUGUUUUUACCAGUGUGUUAUGCCAUUCACACUGAUCGAACGAAACCUGUGUGUACCUUUCAAAAUGAGUUGGAAAUGAUUCUGAACCAACAAGAGACGUUUGAAAUUUUACUGGAUUUCAGCAGGAAAAGUUAUUGUCCUGAAUCAGUGACGAUUUUCAGAGAAAUUGACAAGUAUAAGAAAUGCAAACACAAAAAGCAACUUGCUCUCUAUAUUGUUGAGACAUAUCUAAGUGAGGGAGGCGCUGAAGAGUUGAACUUACCGAAUGUUGUUGCCAUCCACGAAGAAAUUCUAUUCAAAAUUCACACCUGUGAUAUGUUACCUGACACGUUGUUUGACGAGGUGUAUCUGUUAUCCAUGCAAAAUCUGACAGAUAUUUAUAACAGAUUAAAGAAACAAAACCCCAAGAUCAAAGAGAUGGCUGAGCAAUGGAAAAAUCAAACAAUAACAACCCAAAUUCAGCCUUUUCAAAAUGAAUCUACCAAGGCAAUGUUGUUUUAUAGUUCCAGAUAA